Caenorhabditis bovis is the source of this 1899-nucleotide messenger RNA. The record is from the annotation of a GenBank genome assembly. NCBI's taxonomy places the organism in Eukaryota, Metazoa, Nematoda, Chromadorea, Rhabditida, Rhabditidae.
AUGAAGCUGUCGUGUCUUGCUCUCGUCUUGCUGGCGGCUCUCGCGCUCGCCGACGAUCAUUUCAUCGAUGUUCGCGAACUUGUCAGGGACACGAUUGACGCCAUCAAAGAGACGCCCGAAAUGUUGGCGAAGAAUGAGAGCGUUCAAGUGGCGACGACGACGGCGUCAAAAUCGGACGAGGCGUCGCCGAGCCGUCCGCCGGCCACCGACGUCUACAAAUCGUUGCUCAAACUGCCAGCUGACAUAAUGAAUCGAUUGAUGGCCGACACGGCGACGGAGCCCGAGAAACAGGCGGAGAAGCAUGAAGAGAAGAAAGAAGAAGCGCCGAGCUUCAAAACGAUUGACGACGCUCUAGAAGAGAAGAAGGAAUUCAAAGCAUCGCCAGCAAAAGAGAAGAAGAAUGACGAGCUGUUCUCAAUUUCCGAACUCAUCUCGGCGACGGGCCACGCGAUUCGCGAAGCGCAAGCCCAACGCAUCAUUCAGCAGCCGCAACAAGAUGCGAUGACCGUUCCGCCGCUUGUCCCGUUGCCAAAUCCACUCGAGAUGCCCGGCCUUCGAAUGCCGAUGAUUGAGCCGACCGCUUCGAACCAGAAUCCGCAAACCGAGAUUGUUUAUCGGCCGGUGGUCAAGGAUGGCAAGACAAUGUUCGAGCAAAUUGUGCUCUUGAAAAAUGGCGAUGGAACGUCGCGAAUUGUUGCUCAAAAUCUGUUCAGCGAAAUGCCGGUGCCCGAGCAGAAGAAAAUGCAAAUCAAGACUGUGAAGACUGACGCGCAGAACAACUUCGUUGCGCCAACAUUCCCGCCAAUGGUGAACGUGUUUGAUCAGUUCAGUCUUCCAUCGACGAUGACGCCGCCAACGACAACGACAACCGCCCCCACAACGACAACCGACGAGGUUACCACAGAAGCCGUCACCACCACCGAAGCGCCGCCGACAACAACCACCGAAGAAAUGACGACGACGACAGAGGAAAGUGUGAAGCCGCAUCGACGCCAUUUUCCGCGACGAAAAAUCUCGAAAAUCGCGCGCGUCGAAAAAAAAUCGCCAUCAUUGCAUUCGAGACAAUUCGCGUCGAAGACCAUCGCGGUGACGAAGCCUUUCGCGAUUCAAUCAGACGUCGAACGAGGCGACGGCGAGGACGAGGGACUCAAGGGGAAGCUUCGCGUGCGCACCAUUAAGCCGAAGCACCAGCCAACACACUUCGAGGAUUCGUACAAGGAGCAAGUCGCCGCCGAUGUUGACGACGUCACCGAGCCGCCAAAGAAGAGAAGGCGGGUUGUGAAGAAGGCGUUGAAGAAGCGAAGGAAGCUCCAUCAAAAGAAAUUGGAGGAGGCGAAAAAGAAGGAGGUUCGCAAGUUUGCCGAACUCUACGAGGAGCAAUACAAAACGCAAGUGGCGCCGAGUGUCGCGCCGCCGUCGGAGGAUUUCGCGCAAACGUUCGCCGACGUCGACGAGGUCCAGGAGAAACGCGUGAACCUUCAAAGCGACAGCCCGACGAGACAUGUGCGAAAACCGGCGGUCGAUGAGAUGACGCCCGACGAGAAGGAGAAGCUGCUCGACAUGGAGAUCCACAAGAAGGUGAUGCAGCGAAUUCGGUCGGCGAUGACCAAAAGCGAUGAGGACUAUGACAAGAAGGAGCAGGAGGAGGAGAUUCCGACGACGACAACAACCCAAGCUCCGAUCGUAUUGAAGAGGAAGACGAGACGGACCAAGAAGGUUUUGGUGACUCGUCAGCAAUGCUUGAAUCUCAGAAGCUUUGCCAAGCAAUUUUUGUUCGACAAUGUUGCUGAUUUUGCCAAUGAGCAUUGCUACUUCAUCGAGAAUUACUAUCCAGCUCUUACCUGCGCAAAAGUGAAGAUCUACGUCGCCAAGUGUGAAAAAUAUCUGGCCGAUGAGUAA